UCACGGCCUUUCGAACUCGACUCGUUCCCCAACUCAACUCAGUGUGCCGCCGAACGGAGUCGUAUUUCUGGAGACGGACUCUGCUGUGGUCCGGCAAAUAUUGAUGGCAGAGUCCCUCUCGCAAGUGGAGAGGGUUAAGCAAGCGAUGGAGGAAACAAGAGAGGCGGCGGCGGAGUUGCGGUUUCAGGAUCACGGCAGCCGUCUCCCCUUCGCCCGCGGCGGCCCCAUCUUUUACCCUGGCCUCGUCGGGCCCAUCACCUCGGUCCGCGAUUUCAAAGCCUCCAUCCUCGAAGAACUUCAGAGUUUGCAGGCCGAAUUGGUCUCAACGGAAGAUUUCGAGCAAGAGCUCUCGGUCGAUGAGCUUAAGGUACUUACGGAGGAAGAACUGGUGGAGAUAGCCCUAAAAGAGGAGGAUGUUCCAGGCGUUCAUGAUUCAUCAAGGCUUCUAGAGUGUUCAGGUGAAGGAAUUGUAGGUGAUGCCAGCAUUGGGAAAGAAAUAGUUUGCUCGACAAGCUCAACAAUGGAAAGGAGCAACUUGGAGUCAUCUGAAAAUUCGAAGGUUUCCCAUGCAUUGACAUGUGAAACUGAUGCUUCAAACAAGAUAGUGAAGAAGAAGGGAGGGAAAAGAGGAAGGCGCUUUGAUAGAGACUGUCGAGCUGCUGAAUUGGAAGGUGAUUAUUUUGCAAAAGUGGAAGAACUUGCAAAGAUUAAAAAAAGGCAGGAUGAGGACAAACUAGCAGCGAGACUACAUUCAUUUAGUGGCAACUCCAAGCUUGUUGAAGGGGCAACCUCAACCUCAGAAAAAAUUGAGAGGACGAAAUCCCUGAGGUUUAUAACUACUCCUGUGAAGGUGAAGUCUCUAUCACAAGAGCAUGUGCCAAUAUAUUUUCCUGAGCUUAUUCUUUGUGUAGAGAUUUAUGCCAAGAAAAGCACCUUAAGAAAGACCCAAGAAUUUUUAGUACUGGGUAGCCAAGUCCUAACGGAGCUGAAGGAUCGCAUCUACUGCUUGACAGAUAAGCUAAUGGAGAUGGCAGGGGAACAUGAUCCUUCUGGAUAUUUCCUCAUUGAAGAUACUUUUUGCAAUGAUCUGCGGAACCCUUCUUUUAUCGACUACAGUAAACCUGUGUUUGACUGGCUUAAGGACAACAGUGAUGAGGCCAUUGAGAAAUGGGAAUACAUCAUGUCUGGUGAGUUGAAGAAGAAGCAAAAGGAGCUUUUAGGUGAUGCAAAUGUCUCGAGCUUACCAAAGUUUAAAGCUUUGGACAUGCAUAAGACUCGAUUUUCUGACCUGCGGUUCAGAUUGGGUUCUGGAUAUCUUUACUGUCAUCAGGGAAACUGCAAGCAUACCAUAGUGAUAAGAGACAUGAGAUUGAUCCACCCCGAGGAUGUUCAAAAUUGGGCAGAUUAUCCACUCCUUACAUAUCAACUGCGACGACAUUACAGGAAAUGUUCAGUCUGUGACAUAUACAUCGCAACAAAGAUGACGGUCGAUGAUAAGUGGGCUCCGGUGAACCCUUGUUAUUUCUGCAUCAAAUGUUAUUUCCUUCUUCACUACAAGGAGGACAACUCGUUGUUAUAUCCUCACACUGUAUUCGAUUAUUUUCACGAAUAGUGUGCAUUUUCAUGAUAGUUACUUGUGUUCA
This is a messenger RNA of Musa acuminata subsp. malaccensis (wild Malaysian banana), 1643 nucleotides long. Its product is annotated as snRNA-activating protein complex subunit. Gene Ontology annotation, cellular component: snRNA-activating protein complex. The record is from RefSeq and is a predicted model, not a curated record. Gene Ontology annotation, biological process: snRNA transcription by RNA polymerase III; snRNA transcription by RNA polymerase II. Gene Ontology annotation, molecular function: RNA polymerase II cis-regulatory region sequence-specific DNA binding; bent DNA binding; core promoter sequence-specific DNA binding. NCBI's taxonomy places the organism in Eukaryota, Viridiplantae, Streptophyta, Magnoliopsida, Zingiberales, Musaceae.